This is a messenger RNA of Tribolium madens (black flour beetle), 6865 nucleotides long. Its product is annotated as calcineurin-binding protein cabin-1-like. Gene Ontology annotation, cellular component: nucleus. The record is from RefSeq and is a predicted model, not a curated record. The transcript has 24 exons. Lineage: Eukaryota; Metazoa; Arthropoda; Insecta; Coleoptera; Tenebrionidae. Gene Ontology annotation, molecular function: protein binding; nucleosome binding. The coding region runs from base 115 to 6786 and encodes 2223 amino acids. Gene Ontology annotation, biological process: chromatin organization.
AAAAAAGUUAGGUUAGGAGCUUUGUCGAAUUUUUAAAUAUUUUUUCAGCUCAAAGGCUAAAAUAGGUGUCUUUUACAUUUACGCAAUGUGACUGUUGUAUUUUGUGGUGUGAACAUGUUAAAAAUCCGUGCUUUAAACCGGGAAUCGUCUUCGGACGAAGAUGUCCCGGUGAUUAGAAGAGAGGCUCAAGAAGAAAUAGCUUUAGAGCUUUACAAUAAAGCUUUACGUUUACAAUCUACUGAAGAUUAUUUAGAAGCUGAAGAAAUUCUUAUAAAUCUGAUCAAUGACAAUAUCCCGCAACUUGAAAAUCAUGGGGGACUUCCUUCGUCAAUGUCUACUUUAAAAUACUCUUGUUUUGUAAAUAUAGGGAACAUUUAUCUCAAGAAAGGAAACCCUGACAAUGCUCUUGAUAAUUAUUUAAACGCCUCAGAAUUAGAUGCCACAGAUGUUACGCUUUGGCACAAAAUUGGAAAACUGGCGAUUAAGCAGAAUCGGUUUCGACAGGCGGCUUACGCUUUUUCAAAGGGCCUUGAAUGUAGUGAAUCGCACUGGCCCUGUCUAGACCAAUUAAUUUCUGUUCUAUACGCCAUGAAGGAUACGGUAGAAUGUCUUGUAUACAUAGGCAAAGCCCUUUGUUUGGAUCCUGAUUAUACUAAAGGAUUAGUGUUAAGGAAACAGAUUUAUAAAGACAAUCCUGCAACUCUUCCCUACUACCAAAAAUAUAAUCCUGACUAUAUUUGGGAACCACCCCUUGAUGUAAAGGUUGAAGAAGAAGAUGAAAAAAUAAUCUUGGCAAAAGAACAAAUUCUUUGUGAUCAAAUCACCGAAGUAGAAAAAUCUUUAGGUCCUAAACCUUUACAAACAAUUCCUUUACCGAAAGCUCUUGAUGAUUUCACUUGGGUCUCUUUUGGUAAAGUAGUCACUGAUCUUCAUCAGUAUAUUACUGAUAAUUAUAUGAGUCACUUUACUAUGGUUGAUGUUAAUAAAUGUAUGAGUCAAAAUAACAAUGAUGUUGAGAUGGAAGAGUCCCCAAAAUUUGAAGUACCGACAGAGAAAAUAGUUGAGGAAAAUGUACAACCGGAAAAAGCGCUGGAACCGGAAGUGGAAGAAGAAAAGGAGAAAGACAAAGUGGAUGCAGAAAGUGUAAUUGAAAGACGACAAUCACAAAAUAGUGAAAACAACAAUGAACAGGAAAAUACCCCAAUACAAACUGAUAAUGAUGAGGAACAAGUAAUGGAGCAAGAUGGGGACGAUCAAGAUGAAAAUAACGACAGUAAAACUGAUAAAAACCGGUCUUUAAAUAAAAGUAACAAAAGGAAAAGAGACUUAUUAUCAGACUUGCAAAUUUGGGGGUGGCACAGUAAACGAAAGUAUGCCAAAAAAGGAAAAUCCGAUAAAGAUUUUACGGUGGAGGAUGCCUUAAAUAGAGUUAUUCCGAAGAAUUUAUUAAAAAAUAAAAUUGGUGAAGAAAAAUAUAAUCAGUUUGAGGAUUCGAUGAAUACUAUUGAUAUGUAUAACAUGUAUGUCGAAAAUCAACACGUUAAUAUUUUAUCACCUAUACAUUCGCCGAAAUCUGUCAGUUUUGAAGACUAUUUUGGAACUGAUCGCGAAAAGGAUGAUAUUUUGAAUCUGUGGAACCAACCACGUGAUUACUGUGACGCUAUUGUCCUAAUCAAGGAUUUUGUCAUUUCUUUAUCUAAAUUAUGGCACGUCAAAUGGCCCAAAGAGUUACUUCAAAUAUACAUAGAAGCGUACAACAUGUAUCGGGAACAUUUUGAUCAUCCUCAGGUUUUUUCCGGUGAAUCGACGUUUAUAGAAAUGAGAGAUGAUGCGUUAGCAACGUUGCUUUACGGCGAAUUAAUUAAUUUUAGCUCGCCUAAAUCUGAGACCAGGACGAUUCAUGUAACUUCUCUAGCGUUUUUGCAAAUUAUAAGUGGAUGGGAGGAAGACUGGCAAGAGGAAUUUCCGUCAGUUUUUUUGCGUGUGUAUUGGUUACGAGCCCACAUAUUCCGAAAGGAGGGAAACAACGACUUGGCUAUUAGAGCUCUCGAAUUGAUUCAGGAAAUUAUGUUAGAGGAGGAGAAAAAACACGACGAAAAAUAUUUCUUAUGUUUACCUAAUUGUUUCAAAUGUGGAUUAAUUAGUAACGAAGUUACGUCUAAAAUUUUAAAACAUUUAGACAUGAUAACAUCAUUAAAUUGCAUCGAGGCAUUAUACAACAGCGAAAAAUACCGAGAUGUUGCCGAAAUUCUAAAACUCACAUUUAACAGUUCUGGGAAUCACCCGACUUGUGGCAAAAUGGGCCGACCGGCGCAGUUGGCCAUGCUAAUGCACUCUUUGUGGUUCACAGACCUGACUGAAUGUUUUGUCUGGACCGAGGAGUGUCUCUUUGAGGCCUUAACCCACUUUCUCAAACCUACAAAAGACGCUGAUAAGUGGGAGAAAAUCGUCGAAAAAUGUUUAGCCUUUUUCCAGGAAAUCAUCAAAAUGGAAACUGUGGGAGUCGUUGACGCUCUUAGUGAGGAGAAAAAGGCUCGUCUUGUCGAAACUUUGUCUAAAAUAGUUUGUAAGCAAUUAAAUGCGGAGAAUAUGACUAGAAUCCCAUUGGGGUGUAUUACACCCUGGAUUUUGUUGCAUUAUAUUCUGGUUAGGGAGGAGCACCGGCAACAGGCGAGUAAACGUGUGCCUCAUGUCAAAACCGACAAAAAUGAAAACAAUUUCACCGAAGUGUCAGAAUCGCAAAACGAGGAUUUGCCGCCCUCUGUCAGCAUUCUCUUUUCAGCACAUGAAUUCCUAGGUCCUAAAGGGUGGUGUUUGACUGGAAACGGGGAACUCCUCCACUUCAUUCUGGACACAAUUCUGGACCGCUUAGACACCCCCAUUUUUGAGCCUCUGCGCGACAAAAUCGACAUUCACAUCGAGCAGGCGUUGUUCUGUCUCUACCAACAUCCCAGCAAGAAAAACAAAGUGUCGCGCCAUCUGGCGGAUCAUAACGUCGAUCCGCUUCCUCUAACCUGGGAACGGGCCUUUCAACUGUACGAUUUCUACGGCCCUGAUUGUCUUCCCGAGUUCAAUUCCUAUCGAAACGCCUCUAUUUCGUCAGAUUUGGAGCAACUUCUUCAAAGAAUCAUAGCUCUUGUUCCUUCUGUCAUGGAUCCACAACCGCUAAUGCCAAAACUAACCGAGUUUAUUCAAGGCAAGACGACGGAAUUACCUGAAACGAUUGAAUUUUCGAAUAAAGUUCGUGCGAUUUAUUAUUUGAUCGGCGAUUAUUACUUCAAACAGCGAGAGUUUAAUCGGUGUUUGAAAUAUUUCAUGAUGGAUCUUUGCAUAAACCCGAAUCGACUCGACUCGUGGGCUUGCAUCGGUUUGAGUUACUUAAGCCAAUUGGAAAAUAAACUAAAUUAUUGUAAAAAAUUAAAAAACGAGUUGGAGUUUUUAGAUAAGGCCAAAUGUGCCCAAGUUAGUUUCAGAAAAGCGCUCGAUUUGGAGAAAGAUCAUAUUAUGUUGUGGAUUGAGUUUGGAUCUUUUGAGUAUAUGGUGCAUUCGUUCUGUUCGAGGGUUAUGAAAUCCGAGUCAGAUGUUUUGAGUAUGGAACGAUUCGAGUACUUGGAGAACCAGAAAAAUAAUUACUUGGAAAGUUCGGGUCGGAGUUUCGAGAAAGCGAUUCAGUUGUACCAACCUGAUGAAGCUGAAGCGGACGAACGCUGGUUACAAUAUUACAUUUUGGGGAAAGUCGCGGAGAAAAAACAGCAAGAACCUAACGAGUAUUUGAAGUAUUAUGUCACUGCGAGCAAAUUAUUGCAUGAAAAUAACGCGCUAUAUCCGGAUAAAAUCAAUUACCACAACCCCCAACACCUAGCAGUUGAGGCCCUCGAGUUGCACUACCGCAUAAAUGCCUCAAUUUUGAAAUAUUUGGAAUUACACGAAGGCAAAGAUAUUCCAAAUUCCAUCGGGAAUCUUUUCAAAGAACAUUUAGACAAGUCGUAUUUUCCGAAAAAAAAUCUAGUCAAACAAAACGUUUUGCUAAAUCAAAAUCCUGUCGUUAAACCAACCGAUGCUGAUAAAACAAAAAACGAAGAAGUGAUGAAAGACGUUAAAAAUUGUCUUGACGACAUGUUGUCUAAAGUUGAUCACAAUGUAAAAAUGUCAGUGGGUAAAAAACUGGACAAUGAAAAAGAAACAGAAGUGAGUGAUGUGAUUAUGAUUUCUGAUUCUGACGAUGAGCAACCAAAAAGACUGGUCGUGGAAGAAAAAAAGGAUGAAGUGGAGACAAAACCAGUUGGAGAUAGCGUUCAAGAGUUUCUCGAUAAAAUGAUGGAAGAAACUAUGAAAAAAACUGAAGAACAAGAACCCGAUUCUGAUACGAGUGUUACUAGUAAAAAUGUUGUGGAAGUAAAAGUGGAAGAAAGUAAAGAAAAAGUUGAGGCGAAAAUUAAAAGUGGGAGCGAAACUGAGACAGAUAUUAGGACAUCUGUGGAUGAGUCGAGUAGUUCCCCGAGUAGUUCAACUAGUAGUUCUAGUAGUUCCGACUCUGAUAGUGAUGACGACAGCAGUUCUUCGUCAUCGUCAUCGUCAUCGGAAACCACAAAUGGCAACAUGUCUAAUAGCGAAAUUCUAGCUUUGGUUGACCGUUGCAUAAUUGGUUUGGAACAAUGCAUAAUUCGAUUACCUCAGAAUUACAAAGCCUUAUACAGAUUGGCUCAUUUGUUUUACAAUUACAAGGCAAAGAAAGAUCUCAAUAAAUGUAAACAAUUGCUUUUGGGUGAAUACACGUGUAAAGGUGGUGUCGUAAUAAAUGGAUUAUUUUCCGACCGGAAAAACCACAAUUUUUUCAAUGGUAUUUGGCGAAUUCCUUCAAGUGAAAUCGAUCGGCCGGGAUCAUUAUCGGCUCAUAUGAGUCGUUGCAUAACACUUCUUUUGCAGAUUUUACGAGCAACAAAUGAUAAUAAAUUACUCUUAGACUUGUCGAUGCAAUUUAGGAGAACUCCAGAUCCGGACAAAAUUUAUAUUAAAGAUUCCGAGAGAAUACAAUUUGCGGAUCAAGCUAUGGCUAUGUGUGUCCAAUGUAUGAGGUCUCAGAUACAAAAUGUCCCUAAUAUGACCGACGCUGCAGUUCAAAGAUUAUUACAAGAUAUAUUCCGGUCGUAUCAAAGAGUACAAAAACACGAAACUAGCAAAGAAUUAACAUUUGGGUCAAUGUUGACCGAAGUUUACAAAAAAAUGAAAAAGGAUAAGAUACCGGACAACGCGAACGUAUUAGACUUAGCGACGAAGUUCUGCCAACAGAACCGUUUAGUGGAAAAACAAAAACGUCAAAUGCAAAAUCAACAAGCAGCUCUUCAGCGAGUCCCCGGAGUACCAAAUCCUCCGGUUUUGCCAACACCUUCAACAAUAAACCCCACUAAUCAGCAACCGCUCAAAAGACCGGGAGUGGGGAGACCUCGUGGUCGGCCACCUUUGCCGAAAGUCCCCGGACAAGGCCGAGUGCCCCGAGGUCGCAGCCCCAACGUUGCCACGAAUCCCUUCUCCUGGCAAAAUGCUACUUACAACUAUCUCAAGCAUUACCAAGAAGAGUUGAUUAAACAAUACAGCCAGAGUCUGAGUCUCAGUCAAUUGACUCAGCUGAGUCAAUACUUGACUCAGACUCAAAAUCAAUUUGCCAACGCUUUGCUUCAAAAUCAGUUCAACAAUCAGUUUAUGGGGGGGCAAAAUCCGCUCUUGAGUAACACGAAUUUGUUAAAACAGAUGAGUUCGAGCCAGUUUUUGGCGUCACAAAUGGCAGAUACCAAAACUGGAGGUUAUAAGAAAAAGGUGGAAACAACGAUAACGCCAACUGGGUUAAAAAUUGAUCCACUUAAGUCGUAUGGGGGUUUAGAAAUUUCGCCAAAAACUAGUGGUUAUAACAAAAAACAAUUGCCACAUACUGUAACAUCAGCGUCCCAGCCUGCUACGAUUAGUAAAGUCAAACCGACUAUUCCGUCCAAUAUUUACAAUGUCACUAUGCCACAUUCAAUGUCAACCAAUCAGCAACAACCAAUUAAUUUGGGAAACAAAAAAGCAACAAUUACACAUUCAGUCACUUCAAUGAGUCAUGUUCCGGUGACUUGUAAAACAAAAUCCUUUUAUACACCGAGUGGUGUCAAAAAUACAUACACCGGAAGCACGAACUACUCUGAUGUUACUAAGUUGAGUAAAUCAAGCGCUGUGACUAAAACAACACCCAGUUCGCAGAUUUUCAAAGAACCUAUGUUAUCAAAUUUGCCGCACCACAAAGUCAUGGAUAAAGCGGCAAACAUACUUAUGAAGGAACGUCCGAACAUUUCUAUAACGCCGGUAUUGCAGAGUUCUAUACCGUUGAUAACAACGUCGUCGUUUAUGACGCCUCCGAGUCCGGGUAAAACCCUGCAAGAGAAAUUGGCCGAUAAACAGAAACAGCACUCAACAAAGCAUUUGGGGAGGCACAUUGAGGCUGAGAUUAUUAGUGCACCGAUAGGAGGCGCUGCGAUCAAGAAAAGUUUGAAUAUUCCAAGUAUUCCGUCGUUGUCGGUCACCAAGCCGAGUUAUAAGUUUCCAUUGGAUUCGGGGAUUUCCAUAAGUCAGAUUCCAGUUACUCAACCUUAUAAAGAACCUCUCAGUCGACAGCAACAUAAAGAACCACCACCUAAAGUUUCUAAGCAUAUAAGUCAAGUUAAUUUACCUCCCAAUCUACCACUGUCAUUGAGUGUAACAAAAAAAACAGAAAAGAAACCACCGUUGGAUGAUGACGUUAUAGUAAUUGAAUGACCUACUUUUGACAUUUUUAAGAGUAAUUAGUUUAAUAUGUGUGCCGAUAAAUUUUUUAUAAUAAAUAUUUGUAAUCUGA